Molecule: messenger RNA, 813 nt
Organism: Candidozyma duobushaemuli
Lineage: Eukaryota; Fungi; Ascomycota; Pichiomycetes; Serinales; Metschnikowiaceae
Exons: 1
Coding region: 1-813 (270 amino acids)
Molecular function (GO): nucleic acid binding
Source: RefSeq, a predicted model, not a curated record
AUGUCUUCUGUGAUUGUUUCUCAUGUCUCCACAGCGGUUUCUCCCGCUCAAUUAAAGGAAUUCUUUGCCUUCUGCGGGGUGAUCCGUCUGGUGGACGAUCUCGGCAAAGAUGAUAACGGGUACAACAAGUUUCAGGUGAAUUUCGAGCUGGAGAAGGCGCUUUCGACCGCAAUGCUCUUGAAUGAUGCAGAAUUGGACCAGGUGCCGAUCGUGGUGAAGGAGGAGAAUCCCCCUUCGUACGCGGAUUUGUCGGAGAAGAAGGAGGUGUCUGGCGAUAACAAGAUCCAGACCAACGAGAAGUCGGACGCUGCUACCAUCACGGGCGACACCGAGUACGACGACAUUCUGCAGGAGGAAAAGCCCAAGCUGGCCAUUUUGGCGCAGCUCUUGGCGUCUGGGUACAGCUUGUCGGACGAUUUGAUCACACGUGCCGUGAAGUUUGACAAUGAGAAGGGCUACACCAGCAAGUUCAAGUCGUUCUUGACCGACUUGGACCAAAAGUACGUGGGCUCGCAGGAGCCAGGAACACAUGCUAACAGGGGCAUCAACAAGGCUCUGGAGGGGAUCAAUUCGCUUCACGAGUCGUUCAAGGGCCUGUCUUACCACCAAAAGUUGCAGCACUACUUUGACAAGGCGCUGUCGCACCCUUAUGGUAUCAAGGUGCAUGAGUUCUACAAGCUGCUUUCCAAGGAGGUUCAGGAUGUGCACCGUGAGGCGAAGCGUUUGUAUGAGUUGAAGAAGACCGACAAGAACAAUACCGGUGCCAAUGCUGUCGACCUGCCAAUUCAGUUCCCUGAUGCUGAGAAGUCCUAA